CAACAAAGGAAACAUUAACCCUGCAGCUUCGACGGACUUCAUGAAGCCGCAAGAUAUGUCGGAUGAUGUUUGCACCACGUCAAUGCCACUGGAUAGCUAAGGACUGGAACAAGGUUUUGUUUAGUGACGAGUCUAAGUUUCAUAUUUUUGGAAGUGACGGAGUGCAGUUCGUAAAUCGUCCAGCAAAUAAAAGACUUGAAAAUUGAGGGCACCAUGGAUGCUCUACGCCGAAUGGGAAAUGCCGCUAAAGUUUACAUUCCAACAUGAUAAUGACACCAAACAUACUGCCAAACUUGUGAAGGAAUGGUUUGGGGCAAAUAAAAUUCAAGUUUUAAAAUGGCCACUGCAAUCACCGGACUUGAACCCCACUGAAAAUCUUUGGGAGAUAAUUGAGAAACAGAUUCGAACCAAAAUUAUCAGCAAUCGUGCUCAGUUAUUUAAAGAGAUUGAUAAUGCUUGGAAACUAAUGGAUCCAGCUAUAAUUUCCAAUCUCAUUGGGUCGAUGCCAAAUAUACAUAUGUCAAAAAGUAAUUGAGAACAAAGGGUACUGGACGAAGUAUUAGUUUAGUUUCAUUAAUAUAGGAUACAAAUGUAUUUCAAGGAUAAGUCUUUCUAAUUUUGUCGCAUAUAGUUUUUUAUAUUUUUUUUUUGUUUUCUCUAAUAAAUCUUUGGAAACAACGUUUAUGAAUUUAUUUUAGUAUCAUUU
Messenger RNA from Acanthoscelides obtectus, 706 nucleotides. The record is from the annotation of a GenBank genome assembly. Lineage: Eukaryota; Metazoa; Arthropoda; Insecta; Coleoptera; Chrysomelidae.